CCGUACGCGGCGGCCAUGGCGAUCCAGGCCAUCUACACGGGCCUGUUCGUGGUCUCCAAGGCCGCCUUCGACGCCACCGCCGUCUUCAUCUUCUACCGCCUCGCCGCCGCCGGCGCCCUCCUCCUCCCCCUCGCCCUCUUCUUCUCUUGUCGAUCUCCAUCUCCACCAGAAAAAACAAGGAUGACGCCGCGGCUGCUGUGCAAGCUCUUCCUGUGCGCGCUGCUGGGGAACACAUUCACGCUCAACGUGUACAACGCGAGCCUGAAGCACACGUCGGCCACCGUGGGGUCGGCGGCCAUAGACUCCAUGCCCGUCUUCACGUUCCUCAUCGCGGUGGCCAUGGGGAUGGAGAAGGUUGGGAAACUCAGGAGCCGGUCGGCGGUCGGGAAGCUCGCGGGCGUCGCGCUCUGCGUCGCAAGAGUCCUCGUCAUCGCAUUGUACGCCGGACCGACGGCCCUAAGCCCGCUCACCAGACAUCCUGUCUUCGUCUCCAACGCUCAUCAUCCAGCGUCGUCUGCUGGCGCCGUUUGGAUCAGAGGCACCUUCCUUCUCCUCCUCGCCUGUGCAACCUGGUCUCUCUGGAUUGUCCUGCAGGUACCGUUGCUUAAAGAAUACCCCAACAAGCUGAUGGCCACGGCGAUGCAGUGCAUGUUUGCUGCGGUGCAGUCCUUGGUCGUGGCGGUUGUGGUCGAGAGGGACUUGUCCAAAUGGAAGCUUGGCCUCGACAUUGGCCUCCUUGCCAUCCUCUACUCGGCUUUCUUGGGUACAGGUGCGUUGAUGUACCUGCAGGCAUGGUGCGCGGAGAUGAAAGGACCGGUGUUCGUUGCUAUGUGGAACCCAAUGGCCUUGGUAUUCACCAUCUUUUGCUCAUCCUUCUUCCUAGGAGAAUCUGUCCACCUCGGAAGGUAA
Messenger RNA from Brachypodium distachyon (stiff brome), 909 nucleotides. Its product is annotated as WAT1-related protein At5g64700. Gene Ontology annotation, cellular component: plasma membrane. The transcript has 3 exons. The coding region runs from base 16 to 909 and encodes 297 amino acids. NCBI's taxonomy places the organism in Eukaryota, Viridiplantae, Streptophyta, Magnoliopsida, Poales, Poaceae. Gene Ontology annotation, molecular function: transmembrane transporter activity. The record is from RefSeq and is a predicted model, not a curated record.